AUGUCGCCCGGGGCAAUGGCGUGGGCGGAGCGGGAGGAGGAAUGUCGAGGGCGCACGAAUCUCUCGAGUCGGUGUCUACUUGCAGACUCUGGCAGAGCUGCUGGGGGGGAUAAGAGGACGAGGUUCCGGAUACCUACCAGCCUCUACCUACCAGUGGCAGCCGGCAGCCAGCAGCAGCUUAGUGCCGCAGCGGCGAAUGAUGGAUGGGGGAAGGUGCGAAGUGGGGACUGGGAAGCCCGCGUUCGAGCCCCGGCAGCCAGCAUGGGGACAUGCCCAAGCCUACAAGACCCUCGCGCUCGACUUGUUCUGCCCUGGUGCACUGUGCUCGCUGCAUUUCCAAGCAUUGCCUGCCGCAUCGGACGAAAGAGCGCGCUUGACUGGGGACGCCGCUCUGCGCCUCCUCCUCCGCCUCCUCCGCGCAUCUGCUGGCCGAUAAAGCUACCAUUCCGCCGUCCCGCUGCCCUCCCCACGAUGACGACCGUCUCGAUUUAUCAGCACAGCGAAGAACCUGGCACACCCCCAUCCUGA
Molecule: messenger RNA, 528 nt
Organism: Parastagonospora nodorum SN15
Lineage: Eukaryota; Fungi; Ascomycota; Dothideomycetes; Pleosporales; Phaeosphaeriaceae
Exons: 2
Coding region: 1-528 (175 amino acids)
Source: RefSeq, a predicted model, not a curated record